UUGGCCACGCCCUUCUGCCCACUGGUAUAAAAGCCAGGGCAGUGCGUGGUUAGCAGUGAGACACCACAGUUGCUGUACAUAUCUCAGCCAUGGCACCCGUUAAGAAAGGCCUACUGGAACGCCUGGACGCCGGAGAGGUUGUUAUUGGAGAUGGGGGAUUUGUGUUUGCCCUGGAGAAAAGGGGUUAUGUGAAAGCUGGACCUUGGACACCAGAAGCUGCUGUAGAACAUCCUGAGGCAGUGCGACAGCUACACAGGGAGUUCCUUAGAGCUGGGGCCAAUGUCAUGCAGACGUUUACUUUCUAUGCCAGUGAUGACAAGCUAGAGAACCGAGGGAACUAUGUGGGAGAAAAGAUCUCUGGUCAGAAAGUCAAUGAAGCUGCAUGUGACCUCGCCAGGGAGGUGGCCAAUGAAGGCGAUGCCCUGGUUGCUGGUGGGGUCAGCCAGACUCCAUCCUACCUCAGCUGUAAGAGUGAAGUGGACGUGAAAUCUAUUUUCCGAAAGCAGCUGGAUGUUUUCAUAAAAAAGAAUGUGGACUUUCUCAUUGCUGAGUACUUUGAGCACGUGGAGGAGGCUGUGUGGGCUGUGCAGGUGUUGAAGGAGGCUGGAAAACCAGUUGCUGCCACCUUAUGUAUUGGGCCAGAAGGAGACUUAAAUGGGGUGCCUGCAGGAGAGUGUGCAGUUCGUUUGGCAAAAGCUGGUGCUUCUGUUGUGGGAGUGAAUUGCCAUUUUGACCCAAUGACCUGUGUGGCAACUGUGAAGCUCAUGAAGGAAGGUCUGGCAGCAGCCAAUGUGAAGGCACAUCUGAUGACACAACCACUUGCGUAUCACACACCAGACUGUGGUAAACAAGGUUUCAUUGACCUGCCCGAAUUUCCAUUUGGUUUGGAACCAAGAAUUGUGACCAGAUGGGAUAUUCACAAGUAUGCCCGGGAGGCCUAUAAUCUUGGCGUGAGGUACAUAGGUGGCUGCUGUGGAUUUGAGCCAUACCACACCAGAGCAAUAGCAGAGGAGCUGGCUCCAGAGAGGGGGUUCUUACCGACGGGCUCAGAGAAACAUGGCAGCUGGGGAAGUGGACUGGACAUGCACACUAAACCCUGGGUCAGAGCAAGAGCCAGGCGAGACUAUUGGGAGAAAUUGCACCCUGCAUCUGGAAGACCAUACUGUCCUUCUCUGUCUAAGCCCGAUGCCUGGGGUGUGACGAAAGGACAUUCGGAGCUGAUGCAGCAGAAAGAGGCAACUACUGAUCAGCAGCUGAGAGAACUAUUUUCCAAACAAACCAUUUAAAUCUUAGAUCUCCACCAAAUAGGUGACUACAGGUGGAUGGAGCACACGAGCCCUGUAACCCACUGAUCUCACCUGACACAACAAUGGAUACUCUGGGUUAUAGCACACUUGUGCACAUUACACAGGCUAAUAAGUAGGCCCCAAUGUGUCCCUGACUGGUCUUGUACUGGGAUAAUAUGUGCCAAAUGAUUCCUAUAAAACCUACAAGGAAUACUAAAUGCCGAAACUGAUGUUCAUAAACCUAAUUCCAUGUAUGUGUACAUCAAAAAAUAAACAUUGUUUAAGCAAC
Molecule: messenger RNA, 1575 nt
Organism: Pseudophryne corroboree (corroboree frog)
Lineage: Eukaryota; Metazoa; Chordata; Amphibia; Anura; Myobatrachidae
Product: betaine--homocysteine S-methyltransferase 1
Exons: 8
Coding region: 90-1286 (398 amino acids)
Biological process (GO): L-methionine salvage
Cellular component (GO): cytosol
Molecular function (GO): betaine-homocysteine S-methyltransferase activity; zinc ion binding
Source: RefSeq, a predicted model, not a curated record